Leptopilina heterotoma is the source of this 2933-nucleotide messenger RNA. RefSeq names its product prolyl endopeptidase-like. NCBI's taxonomy places the organism in Eukaryota, Metazoa, Arthropoda, Insecta, Hymenoptera, Figitidae. Gene Ontology annotation, molecular function: serine-type endopeptidase activity; oligopeptidase activity. Gene Ontology annotation, cellular component: cytosol. The transcript has 6 exons. Gene Ontology annotation, biological process: proteolysis. The record is from RefSeq and is a predicted model, not a curated record. Bases 644 to 2779 code for a protein of 711 amino acids.
CUUAUAUGUAACCUUUUUUGGUUUUUUCUUGGUAUUUUUAGCAACAAUUUAGUAAUGAAAACCAGGAAACAAAUAAAAAAUAAUCAAACAUAUGAUUUUUAUUAUUAUUGUGAGGUUUGUACGCAUGCGCAGAACUGGACAUGUAUAAUACCAGGUUUUCUACAAUUUUCUACGUAUUAUACGUCAUUUAUGUAUUAUACGUAGAAAACUCCGAAAAAAACACUUUUACCCAUCCCUGUGCUCAAGUAUGUCUAUGGUAUGUCUACUGCGCACCUUUCAGGAACGUAAAUAUAUACACCUCAAGUUUGGCCUAGAAGUAUAUGCCCCCUUUUCUUUGGGCUUAAGUAUACGGCCCUGAAAAUUGGUGACGUAACGUGACGUCACCUAACACUUCUGAAUUUGGAGGUUAUGCAAAAACAUAACACUACUGAGGACAUAACAGUUUGGAAUCUAACAGUAUGGGGACCUGACUGUAAUUGUAAUUAAAAAUUUUACUGAAGAAAAUUGACAAAAAUCGAAAAAGGCCAUCCAUAUCCUCACUCUUUGUCCAACUAUUGUUUGAGUAUCCACGAUCAACGACAAUAUUAAUUUGUAUUUUUGGUUCGACAACAGAGUCGAUAUUCGACGGACUGAAAACAAAAGUAUGGAAACAAUAUUUCAAACUGAAGGUGCAAAUUUCAACUAUCCUGAAGCACGUCGCGAUGAUGUAGUUGAUAAUUACCAUGGAACCAACAUUUCCGAUCCAUAUCGUUGGCUUGAAGACUCAAAUUCAGAGGAAGCGAUAAAUUUCAUGAAGGCUCAAAAUUCACUAACAGAUUCCUAUUUGAAUUCAUCGUCCAGUGUAAAAGAAUCUAUAGAAAAUCGUCUGAAGGAAUUGAGAGAAAAGAGAGAAUAUUAUGCUCUUUACAAUAUCGUUCCCGAAAGACAUGGAGACAAAUAUUAUUUUUUUAAAAACGAAGUUUUGUAUGUUCAGGAAACUUUGGAAAGCAAUGAACCAAAAGUAUUACUUGAUGCUAAAACUUUCUCAACAGACAAUGAAACACGUCUUUAUUCUUACAUAAGAUUCAGUGAAGAUGGUAGUCUACUUGCUUGCGAACUCCACGAAAAGAGAUCCAAUGAGAGUAGAACUAGGAUUCAUUUCUUGAAUGCAAUAACAGGAGAAAAGUUAUCUGAUAUUUUGGAAGAAGUAGAAUAUUAUAAUAUAGUUUGGCAUAAUAAUUUAGGAAUUUUUUACAAUCGUUUUCCACAAGAGAAUUCAAUUGAGAAGAAUAGGAAUAUUUAUUAUCAUAGAAUCGGAACGUCUCAAUCUGAAGACAUUGUUGUUAUCGAAUCUCCUGAAAAUCCGUCUCAAUAUAUACGUACCGAAGUUUCCGACUGUGGUCAGUGGUUGUUUGUUGAGGCGACGAAUUACACUGGGAAGGAUUUGCUUUAUUUUACAAAACUGACUGAGAAAAUAAAUGGAAAAUUUAAUUUGACACAAAUUAUCGAUAUAACAUUGGAUAUAGACAACAUGUAUAUUGGAAAUGACGGUACAAAGGCAAUUUUUCUAACAAAUUUGAAUGCUCCGAAAAGGAAAAUUAUAGCAAUCGAUUUAUUGAAUUACAAAAAAGCGAAUUGGACAACUUUAGUGCCCGAAGAACCGGACAAAUUCAUCAGAGAUGUGACAAUUGUAGAUAAUGAUAAAUUCAUUAUUGAUUAUGUUUGUGAUAAAACUUACGCACUUUGUGAUACAGAUUACAUUUUACAAUUGCACAGUUUGAAAAGUGGAAAACUAAUAAAAAAACUUGAUGUCGGAAUUGGAAAAAUUUCUGAAAGGAUCCGUGGAAAUAGAAAACAUUAUGAGUGCACCUUUGAUUUCUCGUCAUUCUUAAUUCCGACAAUAACCUACAGAGUAAAUGUAAAAUCAUUUGAUAAACUGGAAAUUUACCAUGAAUUAAAAGUACAAAAUUUCGAUUCAAGUCUCUAUGAAGUAUUUCGUGUCUUCUAUCCCAGUAAGGAUGGUACAAAAAUUCCAAUGACAAUCGUAAUGAGAAAGGGUGCGAAACUUGAUGGUUCAAUGCCAGCACUUCUUUCCGUAAAAGGAGGCUUGGGCAUCUUAAACUCACCAAUCUUUCGAGACGAAAAUGUAAUUUUUACUCAGAAUUUUAAUGGAAUUUUGGCACAAGCACAUAUUCGGGGAAGUGAUGAAUCUAGUGAUGAAUGGCGCAAGGAUGGAAUUUUACAGAAUAGACAAAAUGGAAUCGAUGAUUUUCAAUCCGCAGCUGAAUAUCUCAUUAAAAAUGGAUACACUUCGAGAGGAAAGUUGAUAAUUAAAGGAGAUGUUGAUGGAGCUUCUGUAGUUGGCGCUUGCAUUAAUCAAAAACCGGAUUUAUUUGGAGCUGCUGUUAUUGUUAAUGGAAUCUAUGACAUUUUACGUUUUCAUAAAUUCACAUCUGAUGAUUAUUUAAUAUCGGAAUUCUGUAAUUCUGACGAUCGACAAAAUUUUGAGAAUAUAAUUAAAUUUUCACCGCUUCAUAAUGUCAAAGUACCGACAAAUAAUGAACAGUAUCCGGCAACAUUAAUUUUAGCAAACAAUUUGGAUGAAUAUUUUAAGCCAAUAUUGCAUUCGGUGAAAUUCAUUGCAACUUUACAAUACGAAAUCGGAAAAUUGAAGCAACAAAAGAAUCCAUUAAUGUUUCGCAAUGAUUCCAAGUAUAAUUUUAAGGAAGGGAUCUUUGAAACAGCAAGUGCUUUAUUAACAUUUAUUGUUAAAUCAUUAAAUUUAGAAAUUAACUUUUAAAAUCGUAAAAUCAGAAAAAACGCAUUGUUUUCUUAAAGAAGUUCUAUGAAAUAUAAUUUAAAAAUUACAGAUUAAAAAUUCUAAAAAUUGUUUUAUUAAGUACGUAAUUAAAUAUUGUUGUUUAUUAUUUUCAAAAAUUUUGAUAACAUUUUUC